UUGAUGGUUAACUGGUAAAGCAAAGGAAGAGGAGAAGGAGGAGAACACGAUAAAAACUCGUGAAAAAAAGAAAUAUUCAAUGGAAUUAGAAAAGAAGGUGUGGAAAAGUCAAAGUGAUUAAUAUUUUUUAUGUGUUUACCUUCAUUUCAGCUUACUUUACCAGUUUACCAAGUUUAACCAGCAUUGCGAAUCAUCCACAGGAAAGGUUAGAAAAAGCUUCAAACUUGUUUUACAUUGUGAGUAAUAUCGACUUUUCAAGAGGUGAUUUCAUCAAAAAUGGCGGGCAAAUUUGAUUAUCUACCAGAAAAAUUGAGACAACAAAUUGCUCACACAGCUUUGCAGUUGGUAACUCCAGGGAAAGGUAUUUUGGCAACCGAUGAUUUACCUGAUUCAAUUGAUCAACGAUUUUCCGGACUUGGUAUAGUUCCUGGACAAGAAAGUCGCCGUGUUUAUCGACAAUUAUUAUUCACAGCUCCAGGAAUUGAAAAAUAUGUCAGUGGCGCUAUUCUUUAUGAUGAAACCGCUCAUUUCAAAACCGAUGAUGGAAUACCUUUUCCAGAAUAUCUUCUUUCCAAAGGCAUUUUACCAGGUAUUCAAGCUGAUCGAGGCUUGGUUGAGUUACAUGGUAUUGCUGGUGAAACUUUGACUCAAGGUUUGGACGAUUUACUUGUUCGAAGUCAAAAUUAUUACAGAAUGGGAAUCAGAUUUGCAAAAUGGAGAGCUGCUUUCAAUAUAACCGAGAAUACACCUUCAACUUUAGCAAUUGAAGAAAACGCCAAGACCUUAGCCAGAUAUGCUUUGUUGUCUCAACAAGCUGGUUUGGUCCCAAUUGUUGAACCUGAUGUAUCAAUUCAAGGCACAUUCAACUUGGCUCGAUGUCAGAAAGUUAUGGAAGAGGUUUGGGCAGCCACAUUCAAAGCUCUUAAUGAUCAUCAUGUUCACUUGGAAGCAGUUAUUCUUAAGACUAACAUGGUUUUGCCGGGAAGAGCAUGUAACGAAAAGGUAUCUACUGAAAGAGCUGCAAUCGCAACUGUGUGGGCUUUAUCUCGAACUGUUCCUCCAGCUCUUGCUGGUGUUGGCUUUUUAUCCGGAGGACAGACAGAAGAAGAAAGUUCAGUAAAUUUGAAUGCCAUCAACCAAGCUCCAGGACCCAAGCCAUGGGCUUUAACCUUCUGUUUUGGUAGAGCUCUUCAAGAAAGUGCACAAAAAGUCUGGGCUUCCAACCAAGCAGAUAUUGCAUCUGCUCAGGAUAUUUUCAUCAAAAGAUGCGAGGCAAAUAGCUUGGCAUCUUUGGGUAAAUACGUUCCUGGAUCAAUACCAUCGUUUGCUUAAACAGUUCCGAAUUAAUGGCGUCUAGAUCCAUUUUGUAGCUGAUCUAUUACGGCAUUGAAUAUGCAAUUAAGGUGAUUUGGUUGGUACACACAGGUGUGGUUUGAUUAGUACUGGUUAUUUGACCCCUAUCAUCAAAUAAACUGAAUAUGUAACAUUGAUUAUAAUGAAAUAAAAACACUAACGACUUACUUGGAUUAAAAA
This is a messenger RNA of Tetranychus urticae (two-spotted spider mite), 1533 nucleotides long. RefSeq names its product fructose-bisphosphate aldolase A. The record is from RefSeq and is a predicted model, not a curated record. Gene Ontology annotation, biological process: glycolytic process. Gene Ontology annotation, molecular function: fructose-bisphosphate aldolase activity. NCBI's taxonomy places the organism in Eukaryota, Metazoa, Arthropoda, Arachnida, Trombidiformes, Tetranychidae.